AUGGUAUCAAACAGGAAAACAGCUAUCAUUUCAGUCUACGAUAAAACUGGUCUCUUAGAUUUGGCGAAAGGGUUGAUACAACAAGAUGUCCGUCUCCUUGCUUCUGGUGGCACUGCUAGAAUGAUUCGAGAGUCUGGAUUUGCUGUAGAAGAUAUCUCUGCCAUAACCCACGCACCAGAAAUGCUCGCAGGGAGGGUCAAGACGCUUCAUCCUGCCGUUCAUGCUGGAAUAUUAGCUCGUGAUUUGGCCUCUGAUGAGAAAGAUCUCGCAGAACAGAACAUCAACAAGGUUGACUAUGUCAUCUGCAGCUUAUAUCCUUUCAAAGAUACCAUUGCAAAAGUCAAUGUGACGAUGUCAGAAGCAAUUGAAGAAAUAGACGUUGGUGGAGUAACCUUAAUUAGAGCGGCGGCGAAAAACCACGGGCGCGUUGUCAUCUUAACUGAUCCCAAUGAUUAUGCUGGAUUUCUCCAGGAACUAAAAACAGGAGAAAUUUCAAGUGAAAGUCGAAAUCUGUACGCUCUAAAGGCGUUUGAGCACACUGCCGAUUAUGAUGCCUCUAUUUCAGAUUUCUUUAGGAAACAAUAUGCAAGUAAUGGAGUUCAGCAGCUAGAACUUCGUUAUGGAGCCAACCCACAUCAGAAACCUGCUGCAGCAUUCACUAAACUUGGAUCUAUGCCCUUCAAAGUCCUCAGUGGAUCACCCGGAUAUAUAAACUUACUAGAUGCUCUUCAUGGUUGGCCUCUUGUUAAGGAGCUUAAGGCAGCUCUUGGAUUUGCAGCUGCAGCCAGCUUCAAACACGUCUCACCAGCUGGUGCAGCUAUAGGUGUUCCACUAACACCUGAAGAAUGUAAAGUCUACAUGGUUGAAGAUAUCGAGGGACUCGGUGAGUCUCAGUUAGCUCAAGCAUACGCUCGUGCCCGCGGUGCCGAUCGCAUGAGCAGCUUUGGUGACAUGAUUGCUUUGAGUGAUAUUGUAGAUGUUCCAACGGCAAGAAUCAUUUCGAAGGAGGUUUCAGAUGGUGUGAUAGCUCCUGGAUUUGAGGAUGCUGCUCUCGAGAUUUUAAAGAGGAAGAAGGGAGGAAGGUAUCUAGUUCUCCAGAUCGAUCCGGAUUACACACCUGCCCCCCAGGAUUCACGAACAGUUUUUGGAAUCACCUUGACGCAGCAUCGAAACGACAUAGAAAUUUCUAAAAAAUCUUUUAACUCUAUAAUUACACCCAAGGAUGCGGGACCAUUGCCCGAUACAGCGUUGAGGGACUUGACUGUGGCUACAAUUUCUUUGAAAUAUACACAAAGUAAUUCCGUAUGUUACGCCCUCAACGGACAAGUUAUAGGACUUGGUGCUGGACAACAGUCACGAAUUCACUGUACUCGUCUAGCGGGCGAUAAAGCUGACAACUGGUGGCUUCGAUUCAACCCAAGGGUUCUCAGUAUCUCGUGGAAAAAGGGGGUUAAGCGAGCUGACAAGAGUAACGCGAUUGACCUGCUUGUAAGUGGGGAGCUGCCUAAAGAUGGACCUGAACGCGAAGAUUUCAACUCGGUGUUCAAUGAAAUCCCAGCUGAGUUCACCGACGAGGAACGGAAUUCGUGGCUUAAGAAUUUAAAUGACGUAGCUGUCUCGAGUGAUGCAUUUUUUCCAUUUACUGAUAAUAUCUAUCGUGCUGGGAGAUCUGGUGCAAAAUAUAUUGCCGCGCCAACUGGUAGUCAGAAUGACAGCGCUGUAUUUGAGAUAGCUGAGGAGCUGGGUAUCACGUUUGUAGAACAAAGUAUUCGCCUAUUUCAUCAUUAA
This is a messenger RNA of Blumeria graminis f. sp. triticale, 1788 nucleotides long. Lineage: Eukaryota; Fungi; Ascomycota; Leotiomycetes; Helotiales; Erysiphaceae. The record is from the annotation of a GenBank genome assembly.